AACAGCUGUUUGUCUACAAAGCGUGCUCUGAAGGAACUGAGAAUGGGCCUCUCUGUGUGGGUCGUGGCCUCGGUGGCCAUCUUUUUGUUCCAUCAAGAUGCUAGCGGUGGACUCAUCAACAGAAUUAUUCGGCAGAAGAGGGAGACAGGAAUCAACGUGACGCUGCCGGACGAUAACCAUCCUGUGGUCUUCAACCAUGUCUACAAUAUCAAUGUCCCCGUAGGCUCCCUUUGCUCCGUGGACUUGGACGCUCCCAGCGGAGACUCAGAACUCAAACUUCCAUCCGAGCCAGGCAAACACUAUCAGGAGCACACGCUGAAUGAAGAAAAUCAGAUCGUGUUCACACACCGGAUCAAUAUCCCACGGCGGGCUUGCGGUUGUGCAGCUGCCCCUGAUAUCAAGGACCUACUAAGCCGACUUGAAGAAUUGGAAGAACUGGUAUCUUCUCUGCAGGAACAGUGCGGCGGUGGGUCAGGAUGCUGCUCCAGUGCUCAAACAGCGAAAGGUACUAUUGAAGCUACACCCUAUUGCAGCGGACGAGGAAACUACAGCAAUGAUGUUUGUGGCUGCAUCUGUGAACAGGGCUGGAAAGGACCAAAUUGCUCAGAGCCAGAAUGCCCACAGAACUGCAAUGAGAGGGGCCAGUGCAUCAAUGGCCAGUGUAUUUGUGACUAUGGUUAUGCCGGCUAUGAUUGUGGAGAGCUGGCCUGUCCUGGGGACUGCAAUGAUCAAGGCAGAUGUGUCGAUGGGAAAUGCGUGUGCUUUGAUGGUUAUGCUGGGGAUGACUGUAGCCUUGAGGUCUGCUUGGUGCCCUGCAGUGAGUACGGCAAGUGUGUGAAUGGACAAUGUAUCUGCACUGAAGGUUUCACUGGGGUAGACUGCAGCCAGACCCUUUGCCUUAACAACUGCAAUAAUCUGGGGCGCUGUGUGGAAGAAGAGUGUGUGUGUGAUGACGGAUACACGGGUGAGGACUGCAGUGAGCUCAUUUGCCCCAACGAUUGCUAUGACCGGGGUCGUUGCAUCAACGGCACCUGCUACUGUGAAACUGGGUUCACUGGUGAGGACUGUGGGGACCUGGCCUGUCCAAAUGAUUGCCACCAUAACGGACGCUGUGAGAAUGGUGUGUGUGUGUGUGAUGAAGGAUUCACCGGAGAUGACUGUUCUCUACGGAGGUGUCCCAACGACUGUCACAAACAGGGACGCUGUGUCGAUGGGCAAUGUGUGUGCAAUGAAGGCUUCUUGGGACCAGACUGUGGAGAAGUGAGGUGUCUCAAUGACUGCCACAACCGGGGGCAGUGUGUGAAUGGGCAAUGUGUAUGCGAUGAAGGCUUUGUGGGUGAGGACUGCAGCCAGCGUAGGUGUCCCAACGAUUGCCACAAGCGGGGGAAAUGUGUGAAUGGCCAGUGUGUAUGUGAAGAAGCUUUCACUGGGCUUGAUUGCAAUGAACUGCGGUGCCCCAAUGACUGCAACGACCACGGACGCUGUGUUGAUGGGCAAUGCAUUUGCGAUGAAGGCUACACAGCUGAAGACUGCUCAGAACUGACCUGUCCCCAGGACUGCAACCGUCGCGGACGCUGUGUCAAUGGGGUCUGUGAAUGUAAUGAAGGCUUCCUUGGGGAGGACUGUGGGGAGCUAGCUUGCAUCAACAACUGCAACAACCGAGGCCGUUGUCUGAACGGACAGUGUGUAUGCGACGAGGGCUUCACCGGGCCUGCUUGUGAUGUACAGUCCUGCCCCAACAAUUGCAAUGAUCUUGGUCGCUGUGUAGCUGGGCGAUGUGUCUGUGAAGAAGGAUUUAUAGGUGCCGACUGUUCAGAUGUAUCUCCUCCGAAGGAUUUGUUGAUUACGGAAGUGACAGAUAAGACCAUUAACCUGGAAUGGGCAAAUGAAAACAUUGUCAAUGAAUAUCUCAUCAGCUACAUUCCGACCAGUACUGGUGGCUUAGAACUUCAGUUCCGGGUACCUGGAAAUAAAACAUCAGCCACCAUUCAGGAGCUGGAACCUGGUGUGGAAUAUUUCAUCCGUGUUUUUGCCAUCCUAAGGAACAAAAAAAGCAUCCCAAUUAAUGCCCGGAUUGCUACUUACUUGCCUGCCCCCGAUGGCUUGAAGUUCAAAUCCGUUAAAGAGACGUCCGUGGAAGUUGAAUGGGAUCCCUUUAAUUUCCCUUUCCAUGGGUGGGAGAUCAUCUUUAGAAGCAUGAAAGAGGAAGACAACGGGGCCAUCCGAAGCAGUCUGAAGAGCCCUCAGACUUCAUACCUACAACACGGCCUUGCACCAGGACAGCAGUAUAAUGUAUCUCUGACUGUCGUGAAGAAUCAGACCCGAGGACCUGCUGUGUCAAGGAUUGUGACCACUAAACUGGAUGCCCCCAGCCAGAUUGACUCAAAGGAUGUUACAGACACAACCGUCCUCAUAACAUGGUUCAGACCCUUAGCUGAGAUCGACGGACUUGAGCUGACUUAUGGGCCCAAGGAUACCCCAGGGGACCGCACGUCCAUUGACCUGUCCGAAGACGAAAGCCAGUAUUCCAUUGGAAAUCUGAAGCCUCACACUGAAUAUGAAGUGACCCUCGUGUCUCGGCGCGGAAUUAUGGCAAGUGACCCCAUCACUGAGACUUUUGUCACAGAUCUGGAUGCUCCCCAAAACCUCAGACACAUUUCUCAGACAGACCACACCAUCACCCUGGAGUGGAAAAACAGUCCGACGAUGCCAGAUCUUUACAGGAUCAAAUAUGCACCCCUCGCUGUUGGAGAUCACGCUGAGGUCACAGUGCCCAGAAGCACCCAGGGCACCUCCAAAGUUACACUCUCUGGCCUGAGACCGGGAACAGAAUACGGCAUUGGGGUAACCUCAGUGAAAGAGGACAAAGAGAGCGUUCCUUCCACCAUCAAUGCUGGAACCGAUCUGGAUAGUCCGAAGGACUUGGAGAUCAUUGACCCCACCGAAACUGCCUUUACUUUACGUUGGAAGAGACCCUUGGCCAAAAUUGACCGCUACCGCCUUACUUUCGUCACCCCACUGGGGAAGAAGAAUGAAAUUGAGAUUCCGGCUGAUAGCACCUCCUACAUCCUUCGGUCAUUAGAGGCUGGAACGGAGUACACCAUCAUCCUUGUGUCUGAAAAAGGACGACUCAAGAGUAAGCCCUCAACGGUCACAGGUUCUACAGAAGAAGAAGCUGAGCUGGGGAAUUUAUCCAUUGCAAACGUCUACUGGGAUGGAUUCUUCCUCACCUGGACCGCAGCUGAUGGGGCCUAUGAGACUUUUGUCAUACAGGUGCGGGAGUCGAACCAAGCAGAAGAUACACGGACUCUCACCCUUCCAGGGACACAACGGUCCAUAAGUCUCUCCGGUCUCAGACCAAGUACUCUUUACACAAUCACCCUCUAUGGGAUAACUCAGGGCUACCAAACAAAACCCAUCUUUGUUGAAUCUACCACAGGGGCCAAAUCAGAAGUUGGAAACCUGACUGUUUGGGGCGUUACCCCAGAAAGCUUCAACCUCUCCUGGACGACCGCCAAAGGAGACUUUGAGAUCUUUACCGUUGAAAUUAUUGAUUCUAACAGGUUGCUGGAACCCAUGGAAUACAACAUUUCGGGCAGUUUAAGGACUGCUCAUAUCUCAGGGCUGCCCCCUCAAACCAGUUUCAUUAUCUACCUCUACGGAGUCACUCGUGGCUUCCGCACCCAGGCAUUAAGCACAACCGUCAUAACAGAAGCCGAACCUGAAGUAGAUCACCUUUUGGUCUCGGAUGCUACCCCGGAUGGUUUCCGUCUGUCUUGGACGGCGGACGAUGGAGCCUUUGACAGUUUUGUCCUUAAAAUCAGGGAUUCCAAUAGACUUUUAGAUCCCCUGGAGUUAAUCGUGCCAGGUCACCAACGGACCCAGGAUGUCAAAGGGCUGAAAGAAGGGACUGAAUAUUAUGUAGAUCUCUACGGAGUUAUCAGCGGACGGCGUUCCCAGCCUCUAAACGCAAUUGCUAUGACAGCGGUGGGAUCCCCAAAGGAAAUCGCUUUCUCGGAAAUAACAGAAAGUUCAGCUGUGGUUAGUUGGAAGCCUCCACUGACGCGGGUUGAAAGUUUCCGGGUUUCCUACAGGCCGGAAGCUGGAGAUGAUCUCAAAUCUCUGACAGUUGACGGAAACAGGAGUAGAAUCAAGCUAGUAGAUCUGAUCCCGGGCAUAAAAUAUGUCAUCAGUGUUGUGGCUAUCAAAGGAUUUGAAGAAAGUGAACCCAUCUCUGGAUUUUUGGUUACAGAAUUGGAUAGUCCGUCCGGGCUGAGGGUGGUGAACAUCACGGAUUCCAAAGCUUUAGCUGUCUGGCAGCCAGCCCUUGCCGCAGUCGACGAAUACCUGAUUUCCUAUCUUGGAGAAGGAGAGACAGAGGUGACACGGAGAGUAUCCGGCAACACGAUGGAAUAUGAUCUCAUUGGCCUUCGACCAGCUACCGAAUAUACCCUGAAGAUUCAAGCCUCCAAAGGGCCGCAGAAAAGCAGAAUCCUCUCUGCCAAAUUCAUUACAGGUCCAGAUGCUCCCAAAGCUCUGACUGCUUCUGAUGUCCAGUUUGAAACAGCCCUGCUCUCGUGGAAGCCACCCCAGGCAUCUAUCACAGGCUACCUCCUGAUCUACGAAGCUGCUGAUGGCAAAGUCAAGGAAGUGGUCCUGGGGCCCGAAUCGACUUCUUAUAGCCUGGUGGACUUGAGUUCAUCCACUUUGUACACAGCAAAUCUUCAGGCACUGUUCCACACGUUGAAGAGCAACUUCAUCCAAACCACGUUCACCACAACUGGACUCCUCUACCCUUUCCCCAGAGACUGCUCCCAAGCUCUGCUGAAUGGAGAAAUCGCUUCUGGACUCUACACCAUUUAUCUCAACGGCAAUCAGUCUCAGCCCCUGGAAGUGUACUGCGACAUGAGUUCUGACGGAGGCGGGUGGAUUGUCUUUCUGAGGAGGCAGAAUGGCGAAGUAAACUUCUACCAGAACUGGAGGACUUACGAGAGUGGUUUUGGAGAUCCCAACAAUGAAUUCUGGCUAGGGCUGGACAAGCUUCACAAAAUCACUUCCCAAGGCCCGUAUGAGCUGAGGGUAGAUCUGCGCGAUCGUGGAGAGACUGCCUAUGCUCUCUACAACAAGUUUACUGUGGGUGAUGCCAGGACACGCUAUCGGCUGAAAGUAGAUGGCUACAGUGGCAAUGCAGGUGAUUCCAUGAGUUACCACAACGUACGAGCGUUCUCCACCUUUGACAAGGACCACGACUCCGCCAUCACAAAUUGUGCCUUAUCGUACAAAGGGGCGUUCUGGUACAAAAACUGCCAUCGGGUCAACCUUAUGGGUCGGUACGGAGACAACAGCCACAGCCAGGGCGUCAACUGGUUCCACUGGAAAGGCCACGAGCAUUCGAUUGCCUUUGCGGAGAUGAAAGUCCGACCUUCCAGUUUUAGGAACUUAGAAGGAAGGCAGAAGAGAGCAUAA
This is a messenger RNA of Protobothrops mucrosquamatus (brown spotted pit viper), 5466 nucleotides long. It is a transcript of the gene TNC, whose product is annotated as tenascin C. The coding region runs from base 43 to 5466 and encodes 1807 amino acids. The transcript has 25 exons. Gene Ontology annotation, molecular function: protein binding. The record is from RefSeq and is a predicted model, not a curated record. Lineage: Eukaryota; Metazoa; Chordata; Lepidosauria; Squamata; Viperidae.